AUGGCUGGCGGAAAUCCAACGUUCAUAAAUGUGUCCCAAAGAGAGUACAGCGAGCAAAGCUGGCGCGGCCGACAAUUAGCGGUGGUUCAGUCGCACUCUGCCUCAUUACGACACGGGCGCCGAAACCAACAGGCUUUGAACGAUCUUACAGCUGCGCCUCUCGAAAUAGCUGCAGCGCUUCGACCACAUGGUAAAACUGUGCAGCACCCGCAAUGCCUUUCAGCAGAUUCACUAGAAGUGCGCCAUACCCAGCGACAGCUUCAGCGCAUAGCGUUACAUGAUGGCUCGACACAAGAUGACUCUGUAUUUGAGAACACGGAACAGGAGGAUUUGUCGUUUGAGGACUUGAAUAAAAUCUUCCAGCUGGACGGAAAUGUCAGUGAGCGCGAAUGCUCACGCACCAUCUGCAACGCAGAACCGACCGAGACGUUACCAGUGUUGAUGGAACGGCCGUACGACAUCCACCAGCGUUUGCCACAACGAAAUGUACCCCUCAGGUCGUCAACGGCGACAAAAUGUACCACGAGACCAAGUCGCCCACAAAUUUGGGCGUCCCAGGCCGCGAUACUGCAAGGCACUGAUAAUGAUCACGGUCCUCGGCCUACAGAUGGGCAGGGCAGCGCACAUUAUAUUUUUCCGGCAAUUUCAGAGAUCACAUCAUCCUUAGAUCCUUUUAUUCGACUCCCUGUACAAGUGUCCGAAUCGGACAAAAGUCUUCUCCAUUUCUCUUCUUUCCCUCGAAAAGCACUUACCAUCAUGUAUCUAGCGAUGCUAGAGUAUGUCAGUGGGCGACAAGAUCUCCAGGAGAUGCAUAUCCAGGCUUUGGAUGAUUUCGUCGAAUCCAAUGGUGGUGUGGCAAUUUUCCGAACCCGGAGUGAAAGUCCCGAGAUCCUCCUCUGCAGUGCAAGAUCGUAUGUGACUCAAUUCGUUCGAGCUGAAGUGUGCCUUCCGACGAUAUCGCGUCUCCAGUCUACCGUCAGUCGCUAUCUUGAUAGUUUGGCUCAAGUCCAUCGCUGGGCGUCGAACUUCAGGGCACAGCUAUCUUCAGAAGCUGUGUCUCUUCCCCACUACCGCCUGAGACUUCGGCCGCUGAUUGACUAUCUUGGGCACCUAGGUCAGAUCAGAACCUCAGUUGAAAGCACGAGAGUUUGGGACGCAGCAUCAGGAGCGCAUUUCUGCGUUUAUUCUCUUGUGAUCACUCUGGUUGAAUUUACUCAUUCACCUGAGAAAGUUUUCGAAUUCCUGGAACAAGUUCAAGAAUGCAUGAUGGCAAGUGUUGACAAAGGCCUGCAAAAUGAAAGCGACCUCGAUGGUCUCCAUCCUUUCUCCACAGGUCAAAUGAUAGGUUACGUUCGUACACUGAUGUUCCGCGAUGUCGGCGAUGUGAAAGAGAUUCGUAUUUGUCGGGCGCAGGCAGAUGCACAGAAGGUAUUCGCUCUUUUAAGCCAGGGCCGCAGAGAUGAACUCGUUUCAUACUUUGUGGGCAGCGUACUCGCAUUGGACAGAACGUCCCGGACAAUAGGAGACAGGGACGUAGCUGCCAGUGCGACAAGUCGACAGAAGUUGAGCGCCGAGAUUCUGAAAGCCUGGGCACUGCAGCAGAGGAUGCACCAGGAGUGA
Exophiala spinifera is the source of this 1620-nucleotide messenger RNA. RefSeq lists its product as uncharacterized. The record is from RefSeq and is a predicted model, not a curated record. The transcript is spliced from 2 exons. NCBI's taxonomy places the organism in Eukaryota, Fungi, Ascomycota, Eurotiomycetes, Chaetothyriales, Herpotrichiellaceae. The coding region runs from base 1 to 1620 and encodes 539 amino acids.